CAAUGAUGAAGACCUUGCUGCACAAAGACCGAGCGCGUCCGUAGUGACACCGGCUCUUACAGACGACUCUUUCGACCUCAGCGAUGUCUUUCCUCAGGAGCAAUCCUUGGACAGUCACAAAUUCUUGUUGGCAGAAACGCCGGGUCAAUGCUUAUCCCAUCACAUAUGCUAACGUGCUCUUUCCUGACAAUUUGGCAGCAUCGAAUGUAGCAGACGCAUCUACCAUCAGGGACGCAACAAUGAACACCUCCACCACACCUUGUUCAUGUCUCUCGCUGGCGUAUUUGGCCACAUCGCAACUCCAGUGUUCUGUUGCAGGCAAUGACCUACCUACAGCAAUGGCAGAUCUCAAAGCUGCACUUGCGUCGGCGAAUGCAAUCCUGAAGUGCCUACAAUGCCCAAAGCAGAUGGUUACGGCCAUGCAAAACCUCCUCCAGGUUGGCAGUCUUUUGCUAACUCUUGUGGGCCGCAUGCAAACUUUGCUUGCCCAAGUCGAUGCUGGAGUCGACAUCAAUGUUGGAACACUGCAGGACCCUUCCGUCGUCAUGAACGAACAUCAAUUCCGACUCUUCUUCCGUAAGACCUUGAAAGAGACGAUUCUGGGCUCGCAUAUAGAUACAGGCGACUCGACGCUUCUUGGCGUUAUGCAUCAAUUCGAAGAGAGACAGCAAGACUGGCAUGCAGAUCCACAAAUGUACGAACGCCAGGCGAAACUCUUUGGAAAACGGACAGCAACAAAUUUUGCCCACGAAUGUCAAUCCAGGGUCUGCGGAAGGCUGAUUGAGUUGCUCAAGGCAUCCAUCUCGUCCUUGGAGUUGUGAGACGAAGCUGAGUUGCCCCACGAAUCGAGCCGAUCCGAACAUCGCACAACUACGGAAACUUUCGUCACCAUGCCAAGUGCACCCCGUGGAUCCCGAGUUUCGUGUUUACCCUCGACAAUGUUCAAAAGCCGCUGAUCCCAUAUCCGCUGCUUGGUUAGUUCCGUUUUCCACGUAAAGCGUUCACUUGUAGCACGGAUACAGCCUUGCCGGCAACCGGAGAGGCUCUUGCUUGGUAACAUGG
Messenger RNA from Macroventuria anomochaeta, 1062 nucleotides. RefSeq lists its product as uncharacterized. The record is from RefSeq and is a predicted model, not a curated record. Lineage: Eukaryota; Fungi; Ascomycota; Dothideomycetes; Pleosporales; Didymellaceae. Bases 84 to 821 code for a protein of 245 amino acids. The transcript has a single exon.